Molecule: messenger RNA, 874 nt
Organism: Acaromyces ingoldii
Lineage: Eukaryota; Fungi; Basidiomycota; Exobasidiomycetes; Exobasidiales; Cryptobasidiaceae
Exons: 6
Coding region: 1-759 (252 amino acids)
Source: RefSeq, a predicted model, not a curated record
AUGGAUGCCGUGUCGAUGCUGGAGGUCGACUUCAAGCUCGUCUUGCUGACCUUUGCCGAGGCCUGUUUCGCCCCUUCUUCCUCGCCCUUUGCAUGCGACUGCUGCGAGACUGGCGAGGUGACGGUGGCCGUCGGCGUGACGAAGGGAUCCUUGAAGGAGACGGCGCUGGUAGGUGCUGCACUCGAUUCGGUGCUAUCCUGCCUCUGCGUCGUCGUCUUUGUUGUCGUUGUCGUUCUUCUCGCUGGCACUUCAGAAGCAGCAUGGGAGGCUGUGACAACGCCCAAGCCGCGCUCGGUAGUCGGCACUUCCUCAUCGCUCGUCUUCGCCUCGCCAAUGACGCUCAGCUCCUUUUUGUGUGUCGCGCCGACGUGGACGCCGCCCUACGACCGCCAAAAGGGCAAAGAAGAGGAGGAUGAUGGGGAUGAGGAGGAGAAACCAUCGCGAGUCAAACGAGCCUUCGCUGGCGCUGCCCGCUCGGCCGCCAUCGCUGUUGCCGCCCCCGCCAUUCUGCUCUUGUCGUUUUGCGGGUCGGCGCAGACUCACAAAGAGAAGAAAGGCGAGAUCGAUGGCCGUUCGGUGCUGUUGCUACUAGAGAUGGGGGAGGGACGAAAGACGGGACGGAGGGACUGGCUUAGUGUCGCCCUGAGCUUCGAAGGGGAAUUGACCAACACCCGCUUGCACAUUUGCUGCCUGGUCCCAUUGGGAACGGGCGACACAGAGCAGUGGCCGAAGACUGGCCCGGCAGAACCGAAAAGCUGAAUUAGCCAUGCGCUGAACGAGUCGUAGCUAGUGUAGCAGUGCAGUGGAACUGGUAUCUAAGAACGUCCCGAAGUGCACUUUGCGUAGAGUGAACUCGCUAAGCUCGUACGGGGAG